Messenger RNA from Penicillium subrubescens, 2238 nucleotides. Its product is annotated as PHD finger domain protein. The coding region runs from base 1 to 2238 and encodes 745 amino acids. NCBI's taxonomy places the organism in Eukaryota, Fungi, Ascomycota, Eurotiomycetes, Eurotiales, Aspergillaceae. The transcript has 3 exons. The record is from RefSeq and is a predicted model, not a curated record.
AUGAGUUGGGAUCACCCUGUCCACAGCUUCAGCUAUCCCAACGGCGAACCGCAGACCCCGACAAGGACUCCGACGACGGCCGCCUUUGACUCCUUCACAACGCCAAAGCUCGAGUCGAGUUUUUUUGACCCUCGAGUCACCUGGGAUACGGCAGACCCUUAUGCCUCCAGUCCUGAGUUCCUUCGCUCCCCACACAAGUUCGGCAUCAAUACCCCGUCCAAUGCUUUGAGAGCAGAGGCAUCGACAGAUAUCAGAGAUGGAAGGGGCUCAGAAAACACCGAUACCGCCAGGAGGAUUCGUCCCAUGAGGCCGAUGCCCACCGUGGGUGAAGAUGGUCCGAGGACGGUGGAUUCGGCCAAAUCCGCAGCAUCCAUGCAAACCCCACCGCCGACCAGUGCGUCUAGACGAAAGAUUCCUGAUUUUGAGUCCUUGGGCAGUGUCGGGAGAGGGACAACACCGCGGGUGGCCAAUCAUUUAGAGACCCCGAGUCGUCUUCUGGGGGUAUCCCCUCGACUGUUCGGGAAUUUGCAGUCUUCUCCGGACCUCUUCCAACUAGCUUCGUUAGAUCCCACGGGGUCUCCUUUCUUCCCACAGCAGCGGCUGUUCUGGGAUCACGAGCAGGAGCAGCCAGUACAUGGACUCCCGUCACUCGACUCCGGUAGGGGCCAUGUUCAUGCCGGACGACCAUCUGCCCAUGCCUCUCUCAGCGCAAAUAUCCCACAACUACCCGCCAUCGAUGGCUCCAUGGAUUUGCCUGAGUUCACCAACGGUGGGUUUGGAAUCUCCUCGGCUCCUCCCACCGAUGCAGCUCUCUUUCCUGCUCCCUUUUCGACUUCUCCACGUAUCCCCGUCACCAAGGCCGAGGACCCAGCGAUGUUUUUGAGCUCCCCUGCCCGACGGUUUGGUGGGCCUCAGCUCACACCCGAAAGGCGGCCUGGAAUGAGACAGCCUUAUCACCACCAAAUCGAGGAAUCAAAGCGAGAGGAACUUCGUCGAGCCCAUGGUUUCGAAGGAUAUCGUCCGGCCUCGUUCUCGAGCUUCUCGGGCGAUGACGAAGAGGACGAUUUCACCCCGCGUGGCCGGCCAGGACUCACUCGAAGUGUCACACAUACGGCGAUCACGAGCUCUUCCCAUCGUCCACUCAGUCGAUCCAGCGGUAUCAUGGCCACGACGAGUGGAAUUCGUAAGAGUCCUUCCAAGGGGCGAGUCUCUCCCGUUAAGACCAUGAGACCGGCGCCGUUGGGUCGGUCCAAUUCAGUCGCCUCGGGCAUGCCCACUCGUUCGCAGUCGGUGGUGUUGAAAAUUGGCAAAGAUGGUCGGGCCAAGGCAGAAAUGCAGCCUCUCGACGAGGGUCCCACGGGGUUGACUGAUCCCUUGACUGGGAUGGAUCUGGAUGGUUCUGCCACCGAGAGCGAGGCCGACCCUGCGGAAUAUUCUGAAUAUCCCGUUCUGUCUCGUCCGCAGUCUUCUUCGUUCGGUCUCUUCGACGGUGGUCGACCCUCCCUGUCUUGUAGUGACUCUGGCUCUCGCCCUCCCUCCAAAGGAUCCUAUGCGUCUACAGUUGGCUCAUCCCACUCUGGACGGAUGUCUCCCUGGGCGGGCUCCUCCCGAGCUGUCUCUAGCCGAUCCACCUACCGGGGUUCUCCCGAGGCUAUCAAGCGGACGCCAAGCAAGCGACAUUCAUCCCUACUCCAUUCGGAUGCUACGUAUACCCGGGGCAGCGUCGCCUCUCAGACGCUACCUGGCGAAGAGGAUGACAGUGGUGAUGCCACCCACGCCCUUCGACAGGUUCUUAAAGAGCGUGGACGGGGAGGCAGACCUUCCACCGGGGGCUACGGUGCUCGUCUUCCCCGAGCUGCUACAUUUGCUCACAUACGCUCUUCCCCUCCUCGACUCCAUAGUGAUUUCGAUAUCCACCCAUCUCAUCACUCGAGCCACUCUCCCACCACCUUGACCGACCCUGACCUAGCCACCCCCAGCACCGACCGCCAUAGUAAUCCCAGUAAUGGGACGCGCUGUGUUUGCAAUUCGAUGGAUAAUGGUGGCCAUCUCAUGAUUCAAUGUGAAUCUUGUACCCACUGGCUCCAUACGAAAUGUGUCGGUCUGGAGCGGUCCAACCUGCCAUCCUUUUAUGUCUGCAUGUUCUGUUCCCAAACCCCCUCCCGUGUCCGGUCGGGAUAUGCACCGGGCGGGGGUCCUCCUUCACCUUUGGCGCAUAAAUCCUUUCGAUUCCGGUAA